AUGCCUGCACCUACAUCAGCGCGCGACAAGGGGCGAACGGCGAAGCAGGGAAGGUCAGAUGAAGAGUUUGUCCUGUUUCUUCAAGGGAUUCCCGCGCAUUGUCGUUGGCAAGAGCUCAAAGACCUGGUCCGCCAGACAGCGCUACACAUCCGACAGGCCAUAGUGUACGAUGAUCAACACGGGUUUCCAACCGGGCUGGGCCAGAUCAUUGUCAAGAACGAAGACGAAGCAUGGCGAACAUAUCAGAGACUAUCGACGAAUGGCUGGGAGGGCCAAAGCCUUGUGGUGACACUGGCUCGAACCAGCUCCCCUACACGCCCUGUCGCUGGCCCUACCAAGAGUCCCACGUGCGUAAUUCCUGCUACUUAUGUUGCGGGCUAUUCCACGCCGCCGAGGGUCACGCAGAACAUGGCCAUUCCCCCGUCCCCCAUAUCUCCUGAACCCAUUAUCGCUUCCAGUCCAGCGUAUCAGAACUUGGAGUAUGGCCCGGUGAUAGAUCUCAUGAGCAUACCGCACCAGCACCAGCCCUACCUGCCUAUGUUCACCGAUUCCAUCACCCAACACGCCAUUUCCACCAUACCACAGUCUUCCGCCCCGCUUCGCCAUGCCUUCGGUGAUGCCCUCACCAUGCCCAUCCUCCCCAACUACCCCUUGCCCGCCGUCCAGCCCUUCCUCGACAGCCCCAUGAGCACGCGAUUUGGGCCAACCGGACGACGAAAUCUUUUUCCUCGCAAGUCGGUCUACAAUUAUCGAUACCCUGACAACCCAAGCUUCUCCGCACAGGCUUACAACCACCAACCUAGCAACGCCGCAGACGCCAAUCCACGCUCCUCCCCCCGUCGCACGGUCUUCGUGCAAAAUCUAAGCCCAGCAACGAGUACCCUAGCGCUCCGUGACUUCCUCCAAAACUCGGGGGUCACGGUCGAGUACUGUGAGGUGCCAUUGGACAGGGAGACCGGGCGCUGCAAGGGCUACGCGCGGGUGCGGCUCCAGUCUGCCGAGGAGGCCAAACGCACCAUCGCCCUCUACAGCGGCUGCACCUUCCUGGGGGCCAGGAUCCGCGUGAAGAUGGACCGGGGUGUGGUGCCUCAUAUGGCUCCCAAUCUUCCCGCGGGCCUUGCUGCUCAUCUCAUCACUGAAACCCAGACGACUCCCGCUAACCCUACCCUCACGCCCGCUACCAGUAUCAUCAGCAACUGCCAUGUUCCUCGACCGCAAAACGAGAAUGAUCUCACUAUCCCAGCCAUCAUACCCAGAGAUCACUGUCGUCCAGGCGCAGAGGGAGAAGGAGGAGGCUCCGGACGAGUAUCCUGUAAUGAGGAGGCUCCAACAGCAGCCACAACCCCAACCCCAAGGGAGGUCUUUCCCCCGUCGUCACCGUCCUCUUCCUCUACUUCCACGGCUGCGAAACAGGCUGCCGACCGGUGUCAUGGCCCGCUGGUUGUCAAUGGGUCCGGAACCGGACGCAAUGGCCUUGCGACCUAG
Aspergillus saccharolyticus JOP 1030-1 is the source of this 1485-nucleotide messenger RNA. RefSeq lists its product as uncharacterized. Gene Ontology annotation, molecular function: mRNA binding. The transcript has 4 exons. The record is from RefSeq and is a predicted model, not a curated record. Gene Ontology annotation, cellular component: cytoplasm; ribonucleoprotein complex; nucleus. The coding region runs from base 1 to 1485 and encodes 494 amino acids. Lineage: Eukaryota; Fungi; Ascomycota; Eurotiomycetes; Eurotiales; Aspergillaceae.